CAGACUUCACUACUGUCACUUGAUCUGCUUCACCAAUAUAACUCUGGCCUUCCUCCACUCACUGUGUAAGACUGAACUGGCUGGAGGCUCUGCUGUUAGUUUAGUGUCUGUCUGUGGAGUUGGUCGUACUCUCGGAGGCUGUGAGGAUGUCGGAUCAGUCAGUGUUUGAUGUGGACGUUUGGACCCUGACGCGGUUCGUGAUGGAGACCGGCCGCCAGGCGAAAGGGGCCACCGGUGAACUCACACAGCUCAUCAACUCCUUGUUAACCGCAAUUAAAGCCAUUUCAUCUGCUGUCAGGAAAGCUGGAAUCGUCCACCUUCAAGGCAUCGCGGGACAGGUGAACGUGACAGGAGACGAGCAAAAGAAGCUGGAUGUGCUUUCUAAUGAUCUGAUCAUCAAUAUGCUGCAGGCUUCCUACGGCACGUGUUUAAUGGUUUCAGAGGAAAACAAGGACGCCAUUUACACGCCUGCAGAAAAACGAGGCAAGUAUGUAGUGUGUUUUGAUCCCCUGGAUGGCUCCUCCAACAUUGACUGUUUGGCCCCCAUUGGCACCAUCUUUGCCAUCUACAAAAGAGUCUCAGAUGGAGAACCGUCAGAAAAGGAUGCUCUGCAGCCUGGGAAUCAGAUUGUGUGUGCGGGCUAUGCUCUUUACGGCAGUGCCACACUGGUGGCUCUCAGUACAGGAGCUGGAGUCAACUUCUUCAUGCUGGAUCCAGCGAUUGGAGAGUUCAUUCUGACGGACAGAAACGUGCAAAUCAAGAAAAAGGGGAAGACGUACAGCAUCAACGAGGGCUACGCUAAAUACUUCGAGCCUGCGGUCAAUGACUAUUUAAAGCACAAGAAAUACCCAGAGGACGGCAGUGCCCCGUAUGGUGCCAGGUAUGUUGGGUCGAUGGUCUCUGAUAUACACCGCACACUCGCCUAUGGUGGCAUAUUCAUGUAUCCUGCCAAUAAAAAGAGUCCAAAAGGAAAGCUGAGGCUGCUGUACGAGUGUAACCCCAUCGCCUUCCUGAUCGAGCAGGCUGGAGGAACAGCCACCACGGGCACUCAGCGCGUCCUGGAUGUCCUUCCUGAAACAUUGCACCAGCGGAUGCCUUUUGUGGUGGGAUCUUCAGACGACGUGGAGGAAUACUUGUCCUUUGUCAAGAAACAUAGCAAAUAGAGAGAUUUAAUCCAUUGAAAACACAUGUGACACUGAGAUAGCGUACAGAACAUCACUGUAGCUUUUUUUUUAAUAGUACAAGGAAUUCUUUUGUAAUCAAAAUCACAUUAAAAAUCCAAAAUCAAACAAAAAGUGCUUCAGAGGUAAUUAAUGUGUCUGUGCUCUUUGGGUAAGGGAUAUAUAAAGAUAAACAGCAAAAUUAUAAGUCCAAGCCACUCGAAAAAAGUAAAAAAAACUUUAUUAUUAUUAUUGAAAAUUAUUAUUUGUUACCCUGAUGAAGGCAAGUGUUUGCUGAAACAUGUUGUUUCAACGGAAUAGCCAUGUUAAUAAAGACUUUUUAAAUAA
This is a messenger RNA of Danio aesculapii, 1508 nucleotides long. It is a transcript of the gene fbp2, whose product is annotated as fructose-1,6-bisphosphatase 2. Lineage: Eukaryota; Metazoa; Chordata; Actinopteri; Cypriniformes; Danionidae. Gene Ontology annotation, cellular component: cytosol; cytoplasm. The record is from RefSeq and is a predicted model, not a curated record. Gene Ontology annotation, molecular function: fructose 1,6-bisphosphate 1-phosphatase activity. The coding region runs from base 147 to 1163 and encodes 338 amino acids. Gene Ontology annotation, biological process: fructose metabolic process; fructose 6-phosphate metabolic process; gluconeogenesis. The transcript is spliced from 7 exons.